This is a messenger RNA of Salpingoeca rosetta, 862 nucleotides long. RefSeq lists its product as uncharacterized. The record is from RefSeq and is a predicted model, not a curated record. Bases 20 to 550 code for a protein of 176 amino acids. The transcript is spliced from 2 exons. NCBI's taxonomy places the organism in Eukaryota, Choanoflagellata, Craspedida, Salpingoecidae.
CGAACACAAGACAAACAAGAUGCGCUGCUGCUCGCUUGUUGUGGCCGCUGCUGCGGUUGUUGUGGCGCUUGCUGCGACGACGGCCGUGCACGGCUGUGGCCGCUGGGUUGCCAGCACCGCCUUUGAGCCCAUCCCUGACAAUGCGUUUCCUGUCAAGUGGGACGCCCACCCAGACGACAAGGAGCUCUACUACUGCAGCUGCCACAACUACACUGGCAGCGCAUGGAACGAUGACGCCGGGUUCGGCCCUGGGUGGAAGUGCUGGUACACGACAGGCUCCAACCGGGACUUUUGCCAUGUGGGCGACUUCCGCGUGCUGGUUUCCGACUUCCCAUCCUCCACGGGCCCUCGCGUCGUCAACUCCACAACAACGCGCCCCGUGCCAAAGGGCACGCUCCCCGGAUACAAUGUCAACGACCAGUUCUCCUGCGUCCAGCAAGUGACCAUCCGCAGCUCCCCGACCACGGUCCCUGGCUCCCUUGCCAUCGACUCCAACACCGGCAACUACGUCUGCAAGAGCGUCACACCAAACGGGUUGGUUGGCCAAUGAGCCUGUUGUGUUGUGCAGUGCUGGAAAUGGAGACGUGAUGAUGGCGUGAACAGAGUGGAGCGCCUUGCAGUUGGAGUGGAGUGACUUGCAGUUUGGCUCUGCCUUGGCUUCAUGUUGGCUCCAUGUUUGCUGUAUCCCUGACUGUUUAUCGUUGUGUAUGCAUGCCUUUCCCUCUUUUUUUCCGAUGCCCCCUUCCACACCAGCUUCCAACACGUUCCACAUCUCACCUUGCUGCUGCGUUGCUCUCCCCCUCUCUCUUUUCGACUCUUUUCUCUCUCUCUCUCUCUUUUCUCCUCUCUUUUCUCGCCCCCC